Messenger RNA from Oreochromis niloticus (Nile tilapia), 898 nucleotides. RefSeq names its product linker histone H1M (gene h1m). Gene Ontology annotation, molecular function: nucleosomal DNA binding; double-stranded DNA binding. The record is from RefSeq and is a predicted model, not a curated record. Gene Ontology annotation, cellular component: nucleosome; nucleus. Gene Ontology annotation, biological process: negative regulation of DNA recombination; chromosome condensation; nucleosome assembly. The transcript is spliced from 5 exons. Lineage: Eukaryota; Metazoa; Chordata; Actinopteri; Cichliformes; Cichlidae. The coding region runs from base 123 to 836 and encodes 237 amino acids.
GUCUCAUUAUACCGGAAACAACUGCAUAAAAACGGAGACAGUUGCCAAGAAAGGAGAGCACGCAUAUUUUAAGACUUUAGCUUGUCUACCUUUAUUGUGGCCUGUUUUUAUAUUUUAGUGCAAUGCCUCCCAAAAGGCCACCAGCGCACUCCACUGAUCCGUCCGAAUCGUCCACAAGCGAAGCGUCGGUGGAUGAGAAGCCGGGAAAGAAAUCAGAUGCUGCGCCUCAUCCAUCCACGGCGAUCAUGGUGAAAGAAGCACUUCAAGCGUUGGACUCGCGCAAAGGGGUUUCAUCCCAGGCGAUACUGAAGUAUAUCACAGAAAAAUACCCGUCGGUGGAUUUGGCGAGGCUGAAGACUUUAGUUCGGAAAAACCUGAAGAAGGGAGUGGAAAAUGGGACGCUGGUGAAGCCUGGGAACUCCAGCGCGAAUACGGCCACGAGGAGAUUUAGGCUUGCACCGAAGACUAAACCAAAAGCCGAAAACGCAGAGCCCAGUGUGAAGAAGUCUCCAAAAGCAGCCAAGGAUGGAGCCAAGAAGCCCAGCAAAGCGGGUGCCACAAAGAAGAAAGACGCUGCAAAUGGACAAACAAAGUCUAAAGAGGACUCAAAGCCUCUCAGAAAGUCAAAGGAUGAAGAGGCUUCUACAUCAAAGGUUGCUCCAGCAAAGAAGCCAAAGGCUAAACCGACUGGGGAUGGUGAGGAAACUGCUGCCUCGACCAAAACUAAAGCAAAGAAAACGAAGGAGGCAAAGCCUGGAAAGGCCAAGGUUGCCAAAGCGGACAGUACAGUGGCUUCUAAAUCAAAUAGAAAACGAGGAACAAAGUCUGCAGAUUGAACUUGUAAUUCUAAACUGUUUUUAUAUCGUUUGUCAAAUAAAUCUAAAUUCUUAGCUCUUGA